GCGCAGCGCGGAGUCCCGGCCCGGGACACAAGAUGGCGGCAGCGGCGCUGGGGAGGGCGAGGCGGAGGCGGCAAAACGGGCGGUCGAGCAGAACGUGUAACCGCGUCCCCUCGAGUCCGCUGCGGGCAGUUGCUGAUGCAAGAAAUCCCCUGGGCCCCCGUCCACUCCACUGCUGACCAGCCCACCCGCCUGCGCUGAGCUUUCCUGCAGGCCUUCCCACUGCCUCUGUGGGACCCUGUGACGUGGGGGUCCAUCCGGCUGGAGAAGAAAAUCCUCUCAUGCUAGCAUUGCAGACCCCAGAGGGUGAGAGAAAGUGAGACCUCGUUCAGCCUUGAGACCUGUGGGCCCAGCCCCAAGGCAUCAGGAAUUCCUCCUCCCCAGAGAACCAAGGCAGUGACCCUUGGUCAGUGGUUCCAAACCUUUUCGUUAUCCUGGCACCCUUUUGUUGUAUGUCCGGUGUGGAUGCCGAGAUGGCCAAUGAGAAUCACGGCAGCCCUCGGGAGGAAGCGUCCUUGCUGAGUCACUCCCCAGGCACCUCCAAUCAGAACCAGCCCUGUUCUCCAAAGCCCAUCCGCCUGGUGCAGGACCUCCCAGAGGAGCUGGUGCAUGCGGGCUGGGAGAAGUGCUGGAGCAGAAGGGAGAACCGUCCCUACUACUUCAACCGAUUUACCAACCAGUCCCUGUGGGAGAUGCCCGUACUGGGCCAGCAUGACGUAAUUGAGCGGGGGCAGGAGGGCAUCAGGAUUCCUAAGCUGCUGGCCCUGGCUGCAACUCUGCUGGUCUCCCUCCACCAGUCGGACCCUUUGGGGCUGAAUGCGACCCCCCUGCCCCAAGACUCAAGCUUGGUGGAAACCCCCCCGGCUGAGAACAAGCCCCGAAAGCGGCAGCUCUCGGAAGAGCAGCCCAGCGGCAAUGGCGUGAAGAAGCCCAAGAUUGAAAUCCCUGUAACACCCACGGGCCCAUCGGUGCCCAGCUCCCCCAGCAUCCCAGGAACCCCUACACUGAAGAUUUGGGGGACGUCCUCUGAAGAUAAACAGCAGGCAGCUCUCCUCCGACCCACUGAGCUGUACUGGGACCUGGACAUCCAGACCAACGCUGUCAUCAAGCACCGGGGGCCCUCGGAGGUGCUGCCUCCCCAUCCUGAGGUGGAGCUGCUCCGCUCCCAACUCAUCCUGAAGCUUCGGCAGCAUUACCGGGAGCUGUGCCAGCAGCGAGAGGCCUGCCGCCUGAAUCCAGACCUUCAUCAGCUCUCCUGUCCCGCAGGCAUUGAGCCCCCUCGGGAAUCCUUCAACCGCUGGAUGCUGGAGCGCAAGGUCGUGGACAAAGGCUCUGAUCCCCUGUUGCCAAGCAACUGUGAACCGGUCGUGUCACCUUCCAUGUUUCGCGAAAUCAUGAAUGACAUUCCCAUCAGGUUAUCUCGAAUCAAGUUCCGGGAGGAAGCCAAGCGCCUGCUCUUCAAAUACGCAGAGGCUGCCAGGCGGCUCAUCGAGUCCAGGAGUGCCUCUCCCGACAGCAGGAAGGUGGUCAAGUGGAACGUGGAGGACACCUUCAGCUGGCUACGGAAGGACCACUCCGCCUCCAAGGAGGACUACAUGGAUCGCCUGGAGCACCUGCGGAGGCAAUGUGGGCCCCACGUCUCGGCCGCAGCCAAGGACUCCGUGGAAGGCAUCUGUAGUAAGAUCUACCACAUCUCCCUGGAGUAUGUCAAACGGAUCCGAGAGAAGCACCUUGCCAUCCUCAAGGAAAACAACAUCCCAGAGGAGGUGGAGGCCCCCGAGGUGGAGCCCCGCCUGGUGUACUGCUACCCAGUGCGGCUGGCCGUGUCUGCACCCCCCAUGCCCAGCGUGGAGAUGCACAUGGAGAACAGCGUGGUCUGCAUCCGGUACAAGGGCGAGAUGGUCAAGGUCAGCCGCAACUACUUCAGCAAGCUGUGGCUCCUUUACCGCUACAGCUGCAUUGACGACUCUGCCUUUGAGAGGUUCCUGCCCCGAGUCUGGUGUCUUCUCCGACGGUACCAGAUGAUGUUUGGCGUGGGCCUCUACGAGGGGACAGGCCUGCAGGGAUCGCUGCCCGUGCACGUCUUCGAGGCCCUCCACCGACUUUUCGGCGUCAGCUUUGAGUGCUUUGCCUCACCCCUCAACUGCUACUUCCGCCAGUACUGCUCCGCCUUCCCUGACACCGAUGGCUACUUUGGCUCCCGCGGGCCCUGCCUGGACUUCUCUCCCCUGAGCGGCUCCUUCGAGGCCAACCCUCCGUUCUGCGAGGAGCUCAUGGACGCCAUGGUCUCCCACUUCGAGAGACUGCUCGAGAGCUCGCCAGAGCCCCUGUCCUUCAUCGUGUUCAUCCCUGAAUGGCGGGAACCCCCGACCCCAGCGCUCACCCGCAUGGAACAGAGCCGUUUCAAGCGCCACCAGCUGGUCCUGCCUGCCUUCGAGCAUGAGUACCGCAGCGGCUCCCAGCACGUCUGCAAGAAGGAGGAAAUGCACUACAAGGCCGUCCACAACACAGCCGUGCUCUUCCUGCAGAACGACCCCGGCUUUGCCAAGUGGGGGCCCACCCCCGAGCGACUGCAGGAGCUGAGUGCCGCCUACCGGCAGUCGGGCCGCAGCCACGGCUCUGGCAGCUCAUCAUCCUCCUCGGAGGCCAAGGACCGGGACUCAGGCCGGGAGCAGGGCCCCAGCCGGGAGCCUCACCCCACUUAACACAUCCUGCGGGGAGGCGGAGCCCCAGGGUGCUGGUAUGGACUGCAGGGGCUCAGGCUCCUUCUGGGUGGCAGCAGGACUCAGGCUGCCAAUGACGUAGGAAGAUCAUGGCUCUGCCAGGGCUCCCCCUCCCUGCCCCAUCCCCCAGCUGCCCACCUCAGACUCACUCCAAGCCCCCUGUAAAUAGGCCCCACGCCUCUCCUUCCUCCCCUUACCCCAUCUUGUUGCCACCUUGUUUCAUUUGUAAAAGGAAAUACAGAAACCUCCCAAGAA
This is a messenger RNA of Phacochoerus africanus (Common warthog), 2975 nucleotides long. It is a transcript of the gene PCIF1, whose product is annotated as phosphorylated CTD interacting factor 1. The record is from RefSeq and is a predicted model, not a curated record. The transcript is spliced from 17 exons. Lineage: Eukaryota; Metazoa; Chordata; Mammalia; Artiodactyla; Suidae. The coding region runs from base 450 to 2702 and encodes 750 amino acids. Gene Ontology annotation, cellular component: nucleus. Gene Ontology annotation, molecular function: mRNA (2'-O-methyladenosine-N6-)-methyltransferase activity; RNA polymerase II C-terminal domain binding.